This is a messenger RNA of Cylindrotheca closterium, 2895 nucleotides long. The record is from the annotation of a GenBank genome assembly. Lineage: Eukaryota; Bacillariophyta; Bacillariophyceae; Bacillariales; Bacillariaceae.
AUGCCAGAGUACUCCUCAAGAAGACACAAGACGUCGCGAUCCACUGGAAGAUCUUCUUGUCAAUCGAAAGCACAAGAAGCCGAUGAAGAGCCUUCCGAAUCAUCAAAUGCUUCCAACCUUGAGAGAGGCGAGAGAGGCAAAGGAUCUCAUGUUAGAUCUACACAAACGUCAAGGUCGCCAAAUAAAAAAGACUCUGAGCGAUCCGAUCGCAGAUCUUCUAGAAGACCGAAACCGCGAGAAGCUGAUGAGGAGCCUUCCGAAUCAUCCUACAGCGAGAAAACGCCUGGAAAUGCUCGCGAGCUGCGGAGUGAACCCAAACACAGAUCACCAAAGAAAGAAGUAAGCCUACUUGGCGAUCGUAGAAAGGAACAAAGCGUCGCAAGGACAUCCAAACCUGGUGCCUUUCCUGCUUUGAAUAAAACCAGCAAUCCUGGUGAUCGCAGAAAGAGGCAAAGCGCUACAAGGUCCAGCAAACCUGCUUCUACUCUUGAAAAUGGAACCAGUAGUUCUAGUGAUCAUGGGAAGGAGCAAAGCAUCGCAAGAGCAAGCAAACCUGGUGCUAUCACUCCACAGAACGAUGGGGAUCGAGAAAAGGAGCGCAGGUCUACCCGAUCUUCGAAUCCAGGAGCGGUUCACGAUGAUCGGGUGUCGAAUCGCAACCGAAGGAAACAAGAAAGAGCUUCAAGCUCGUCGAACCAGACACGAUCAACUUCCGGUGUGUGUGAUUUUUCGGAGGCGGCAACCGUGGAACAUGAUCCGGAAGGAGACCAAGUGCUGCUGAUGAGACGCGAAAUAGAACAGCUUAAUCAGCGACUGGGUGCCGAAAGAGGAGAACGAGAAGCAAACGAAGAAGCACAGCAAGAAGCGCAGCUAAAAGAGAAAAGGAAGAGAAGAAAUCGGAUCAUCAUUGUUCUGCUUUGCGUAGUUGUUCUCAUUGCCGCCGGAGCAGGUGCAUUCUUUUCUUUCACCAAGGACGAAACUACUGGAGACUCUGCGACUGCAAAUGGCAACACCGAAGAUCCGACAACAACACCAUCAUCUGUUACCAUCAACGGCAACCUCUCUGCAUCAGUCGCACCCACAAGCGCUGGUUCCAAUAGUCCAACCGUAACCCAGCUAUACGAUCCACCAAAUGAAGACAUCUGUCUUGCUAUCUCCAGAAACGAAACCAUCGCUGGACAGGUGGACUUGGAUCAAAGGGAGUUUGACAUGGCGUUCGAUGUCACUUUGGAAAUAGAUGACGAUAUCACUGUACCUGAAAUUCAAACACUAUUGGACGCCAUUCAAGCCAGGCUCUUGCCUCCCUUGGCUGGAUGUUCUUCUAGUCAGACAGUCAAUCGUCGCGGACUUCUAACAGCAAACGAUCAACAAACGAUCAGAGCGGUUGUUGCAGAACCGCACAGCAGACAACGACAGCUUGCAAUUGGGAAUAGUCGCUUUGUGAUUUUCAAUGCAUUCGUCACAGGUCGAGAGGAUCCCGAUGUGGUCUGCAUCACCACACAAGACUUGAACCUCUGUCACAGAAUUGUUGUGACAGUAUCUGCCAUUUUAAAAGGCCCAGUCCAACUGACAGAUAUUGUCGUUCUGACCUCUGAACAAGUAUCUGACAAACUGAAGGAGCAAGAACAAGUUGAUGGCAACUUGAAAGAUCCAUUGGGAUUGGGCGAUCCAUUCUCCGAGGUACAGUUGAUCAAAUUUGAUAAUGCAAAUGAAUCAGCAACACCUUCACUGUCGGCAUUUCCAAGCGUCGGGCCAUCCGAUACGUCAAGUCUACGUCCUUCAUCAUUUCCCUCUUUGCCACCAACACUGGCUCCCGUAGUGGGCCCAACUCUCUCGCCCUCAAGCGCAUCUUCAACAGUACCAUCGAGAGUACCAAGUUUGUCUCCAACAGCUACUGCAAGUGAAGUUCCAUCUGCAAGUCCUUCAAUGGUGCCAAGCAUGGCUCCAUCUUCCAAUCCAUCAAUCCAACCGAGCAAAGCUCCAUCUCCUAAUCCAUCGAUAAAGCCAAGUAUGGUUCCAUCUGGAAGUCCAUCGGUACAACCGAGCUUGUUUGCAUCUGACACUCCAUCGCUAAAGCCGAGUGUGGUUCCUUCUUUUGCCCCGUCAAUGAACCCAUCGCAGCCAUGCUUUGAAAGCGACGGUGAGCUUGUUAGUGAAGUCGAGAACUGGUUUGGUACCGAAUUGCAAAAGACAUCAGCCGAAAACACCUAUGGCCCUAUCGGGGGUUGGUGUUUUGGUCCAGGUGUCACCAGUAUGGAAUUUCUCUUCGCAAAUAAAUACACUUUCAAUGAAGACAUUUCAAACUGGGAUGUUUCUUCUGUCACUGCAAUGAAGUCAAUGUUUUAUUUUGCAUCAUCCUUCAAUCAAGACUUGUCAUCAUGGGAUGUUUCUUCUGUGACGGAUAUGGGUAGGAUGUUCAGAAAUGCAACAGCUUUCAAUGGAGACAUGUCAUCAUGGGAUGUCUCUUCUGUAGCCAGGAUGAAUGGAAUGUUCAGAGACGCACCAUCUUUCAAUCAAGAAUUGUCAUCCUGGGAUGUUUCAGAUGUAACAACAAUGCUGCACAUGUUCAACUCUGCAUCAUCAUUCAAUCAAGACUUGUCAUCUUGGGAUGUUUCUUCCGUUACAAACAUGAAUUACAUGUUUUCCCAAGCAUCAUCUUUCAAUCAAGACUUGUCAUCUUGGAAGGUUGUUUCUGUGACAAAAAUGACAGCGAUGUUUGAACAAGCAUCAUCUUUCAAUCAAAAUCUUUGUGCGUGGGUCUCACGCCUACCGAGCUAUGCCAACGUUGACUUCGCGUUUUAUGGCGCCGCCAGCUGCCAAUCAGAGUCGAAUCCAAACCUCUUUGCGACUACAACAGGGCUACCAGUAGGUCCAUUAUGUCAUUUCUGCAUCUAA